Molecule: messenger RNA, 472 nt
Organism: Nanorana parkeri
Lineage: Eukaryota; Metazoa; Chordata; Amphibia; Anura; Dicroglossidae
Gene: CUNH11orf98
Product: chromosome unknown C11orf98 homolog
Exons: 4
Coding region: 45-455 (136 amino acids)
Source: RefSeq, a predicted model, not a curated record
GGAAACCGGAAGUGGCUUCGCUGUGGAAUGCAUGAGGGUUCAGCAUGGCUCCAGGAGGAAAAAUCAACCGACCAAAGACGGACUUGCAAAAAAAUCUCCUAAAACGGCGACGCUUGAUUAGCCGUGAGAAACGGAGGAAACACAAGAUAGUUGGAGCCAUAGUCGACAAAGAACUAAUAACGGUUCAUCACCUCAGGAAGAGAAGUUCCAGUGCAAGAGCAAAUAUCACACUGUCUGGGAAGAAAAAGAGAAAACUGAUAAAGCAGCUGCAGAAUUCUCAAAAGUCAAAGGAGAAAAUGGAUGUUGAACCUAGAUCUAAACCUCAGAAGGUUUCUCCUAGAAUGGAGGUUGAGAGCAACACCACAAAAAAGAAAUCCAAGAAAUCUCAGCGGGAUGUGGAAAUGGAAGAGGUGACCCCGGAGACCAGUAACAUGGACAAUGCAGUUUUGCAGUAAACCUUACUGGACUUAAU